AUGUCUCAACCAUUAAGGUAUGGUUAAAUUAUAUCACUUAAACCUUCAGAAAUGGAUCAUAUGUUCGUUAUCAGUGAUGGUCACAUUAAAACGAAAGCUUAGAUCUUUGAAAUCAAAGCCAAGAAGGUUGCAUCUGGAACACUUUUCUUUUAAAGUCUGUUUCAAAUUUACCCUCAAUUCCAAACUUCGAAGAUCGACUAGGCAUUAAAAUUGGAGCGCGAAUUGCAAAAAGAGAAAUACUAAAAAGACAACAUGAAAUCAAAUAAAAUAAAGGAAAUGGAAGAAAAGGUAUUUCAAGAAUACAAACAAAAUAUUGAGACAGCAGAGAAAAACAAAGACUAGAUCUUUACAAUGGCUUAGCCUAUUUAGUUCUUGCAUUUAUCCAGCAACAAAUUCUUGGCGUGUAAUUAUUUCGAAGCAGACGAAGAAAAAGAAAAUUUCAAAUUAGAAUUGAAUGAAUAUCCCUCAGAUAAUACUUGCUUCAGACUUGUGCCUGCCUACUUUCACCAAACCAGAGCUGAUGGAUUGAUUGCAGACGAACCCUUAUACAUAAUCAUGGAUAAAAUCUAUCUCGGCAUGAAACCCUACCUACACAUGAGUGAUUCCACCAAGCGCUACAAUAAUCAUCUGAUAUUGGCUUCAAGGACUAUGUUCAACUUCCCGAAUGCUAAGGCUCUCCAAAGGAAAAUAAUCUCCGGACAAACCAAAAGCAAGUAAUCCAGAGUUGAUCUCAAUGACUUACAAGAACCAAAUACUCAAAUCAUGUUGAUGGCUCUUGAUUACAAAAAAAAGUAAGAUUUAGAAUUAGCACAUCAAUUGGCAUCAGCAGAAUCAAUAUAGAAGAAGGAAAUAAAUGUUUCCUUAGAAAAAAGAUCUCCCUUCCUUAUUUCAGUCUUCUCCAAUACAGAAGAGGACGAAAACAAAAUAUAUUUUGGAGAUGUGAUUUGGUUGCAUCACAUAGAACUGAAUGCAAUUUUAGUGACUGUUAAAAAUAUGUCGGAUGAAAUUAUUGUUUCACUCUAAUAGACUAAAAAUGAUUAAUUGGGUGAGUUUAUUGGUAAUACGAAUGGAAUGUGGUACAUAGAGAGUUUGAAUAUGAAAGGAGGUCCAGUAGAGUGGGGUUAGAUUUUUAGGUUAAGACACUUUUCAUUGGGGAAAUAUUUGGCUGUUUAGAAGGAAUAAGAUAGAGAUACUGAUACUUAUUCAUGCUUUUAUUUGGAAGACAAACAAAGCGAGAACUCUUUAUUGUAAUUUUCAGCUCUUCCAAGUUCAAUCAAUGAAAAUGAAAAGUUUGUAACUAAGGAUGGCUUUUUCAAACUGAAAAAUAACAAAAAAUGGAUCUAAUUCAUUGAUAAGCAUCCUGAUUCUGAUUCAUCAAUAGUUAUGUUGAGGUUAAGUGACAAUUGUAAGGAUGAUGAUGUCCUCAAGUGUUACAAGGCUAAUUUAAAUGAGAUUCAAGAGACAUCCUUUUUGGUUUCUUGUUUUCCAAUCAUGAGGAAGACUUUGUCUAUUUUGACUGAUUUGGCAACCAAGGAUUACAAGAAGAUCUAUCAAGAUAAAAACAUCAAGUUCCCAAAGAAGAUUGCCUAAUUAAAGAAAGUGCUCUAGGAUUUAACCAGAUUUUGUUCAAAUUAAUUUCUCAUUAGCAGUUAAAACAGAUAGAAGGUGUUAAAGGAGCAAUACUUUAUCGAUAUCUUAUUAGAAAUAUUGUGUAAUAUCAGCAACGAGGGUGAGAUCAAGGAAUAUUUGGAAUUGACAAGGAAAAAAAAAGGCCACGGAUUUUCUGAUACUAUUUAGAGAUCAGCAGCUUAAAAACUACAUUCUGCAGCAUUUUAAGUCAGAGAUGCCUUGCUCUAAGAUUUUGGUUAGGUGGCUUCGAGAGUAUAGUAAGAGAAUGACAAGAAAUAAUUAAGGUAAUAUAUUGGAGAGAAAUUUGAAGUAAUCAAAAUGAUUUAUCAAUUAUUGAUUUGUAUAUGCAAGGACAACAAUUAAAACGAAGCAUAUGUCUAUGAUAGAGUAGAAAAAUUCUAGUAUUAGGCUAAAUUUUUUAAGGAAACUACCGAUUUCAUUAUUUCUUUACUUAAAAACAAUGAAUAGUUAUUAUAAAAUCUAACUGAAAAGAUUCGUUUAUCUGAAUAGAAAUAAAGAAGAAUAAGACAUGAAUCUAUUAAAUCAUAUCCUUAAUUUAGGCUUGAUAGUAGUUUGCUUUAAAGAGAUCCAAAUAAUAUUGUACUAUUCUAUAAGAAAUUGGUAGAGGAAUCUCAGAAUUCAAAGGAUUACAUUGAGUUUUUUAGAACAAUAUGUAAAUACAAUAAUAAGGGAUUAUCUGUCAAUUAGGAAACUAUUUUUAAGAAAUGCUAAGAAAAUCCAAAAUUCAAUAAUGCACUAUUUUGGACUAUUACGUGUACAGACAAUUAGAUGCUGAUUGAAAAGGAUAUUGACAAAAAGACUAUGUUUUAAUUAAACAAAGAGGAAUUGGAAUCAUUUGUUGCUCAAUUGAGAUUAUACUCAGACUUGGCUCUUUCAAGAAACUUUUAGUGGAAAGGAAUACUUGAGAAGAAAUUCCCAAAGUAAUUUACAUUUGAAUAAAUCUUUAAUAACGAAUUAGAUCCUGAUGUUAGAUCAGCUCUCUGUAAUUUGGCAUUAACUGUCUAUAUUGAUCAUGAGCCUUUGCAUCUAUAAAUUGUUCCAAAUUUGUGCAGAUUAGUCAACCAAUAGGCAAUUAAACAAUAAUAGGAAUUUCAUGACCAUGAAAUAUUUAAGUAGUUAAUUCCUAAAGUAAUGACACAGAUCCAUGAUUAUAAGAAGAAUUUGAUUGACGAUUUAACAAAAGGGUCAUAAGCAAGCAAGAAAAAAAAGUCAGAAGCGCAGCUACAAUUAGAUAUUAUUAAACUUGCUAAGACUCUGAUUCAAUUUGAUGUUGUCAAUUUGAUUAAUAGGAAGGAUAUCUAUAGCGAAAUAUUGCAACCUCUAAUCACAUUUUUAGAAUAUGAUAAAAAUAAUUAUGUGUUGUCAUAUUUGAUGAAUCUAUAGAGGGAAGAAACUCUAAAAAGAGCCAAGAAUUCAAAUAAAAUAAUCUCAACAAUGAAAGGCAUGGUGACUGGAGCCAUUGAUGUUGGUAGAGCAUUAGUAAAUGUGGUUGUAAGAAAGAAGCAAGAUCUUGAAGAGGAAUUUGCAGAAUAGACUUUGUUUUCUAAGCAUCCCAUUACUGCUAGUUUACUGACAAUCACUUCAAAAAUACAGAGUCUAAAUACUGAGAAAGGGGAAGAAACCUAUUAGAUUGACAUUGAAUAAAAAAUGGAAGUUUGUGAGUUGUUGAUAUUCUUUUAGGAAAUGAGAUUGGAUUUCUUGAUCACUAACUUUUUGGCGUUUUAUGCUGCCAAAUAGAAGAAGAAAUCUAAUAAAUUAAAAUAUGAAUUGGAAUUUGAUUUAUUAUAAGUAUUGCCACCUACAUUGAGAACUGGAAUUGAGGAGCCAACCAAAUAAGGAGCCAAAAAUAUCAUAUAAUGGUUAGGAGAUAUUAUUUCGAGAAUGGGUAGAUUCUUGAAUAAGAAAUUUAAUAAUUUUACCAAAGAAUAAGAAAUGCCAGAUUUGGAUACACUCAUGAGUGGGGCAAAUAAGGAUUUGGUCAAGGAGGCUGUUUUGCCAUCCCUUUUAAUUGUGUUUCACGUUUCAAGUGAUUGCUUGCUUUUGGAUAAGGUAGUGGAAGUUAUUAGGAGGUGCUUCUCAUAGAAGUUGGAAUUAUUCGAAAAGAUGAGAGACCUUGAGAUCCUGUUUGACUAAACUGAAAUCAAUUGCUAUUAGAAAAUGGUUUAAUUGCUGAGUAGAUUGAGAACAUUAACUGAGUCAUCUGAAGUUUGGAUUAACACUUUUCACCAUAAGUCAACAGAAAAGGAAGCAUCUAAUGAACCCAAAGAGUUGCAUCAAGUUUAGCAUAUCACUAAAGAUCUUGAUUCUUUAUUGUACAAACACACCACUGUGACUCCAAAUUUAGAAAUCAUUACUUAGGAUGACUUCUUAUAGAUAUCUACAAGCAGACAAAAAGUGUUCAAUUUUCUUAAUGGACACACACCUUUAAUUAAUUUUUUGAGAGAUUCAUAAAAUUAAUUAUGUGAUUUCCUAAAGGGUGGAUAUAAAGCAGAUUAUCAAUAGACAGUUUCAGAAUUGCUAAAAACAAUUUAUUAGUGUUUAACUAAUUUUUGCAAGGGAAACAGGCCAAAUUAGAAUUUAUUAGCAUAACACUUUGAACUCUUUGUGGAUGAAAUCGAAAUAGAUUUUGGGUAAACUAUGUUGUUAUGUGCAAUUUAUGAGGAUAAUAAAUUUUUGUGUGAGAAUAUUCCAGAUUCUAGAAUCAAAUAGUUUCUAGGUUAUAUCAGGGAUUUUGGGAGACAAAGUAGAUUUUUAGAAUUGUUAAAAACAAUUCAAAUUUGUAAAGGGCAGAGUCUUGUUGAGAAUCAAUUGAAAAUACUCUCAUUUUUAUUACCUCAUCAAAAGGAGGAAAAUAAGAAGGCUCAUGAAUAUUUGCUAUGGGGACAAUUUACAAAAGAUUCAAAGGGAAUUGAAUUUAAUUUCUUUAAUGAUGGGCAAGAUAAGGAAUAGAAACAUCAACCAUAUAAGUAUCACUGUAAAUUAAUCGACUUGCUAUUGUAGACUACGUAAGGGGAGGAGAGUUACAAAUUAAAUACUCCAAAAUUAAAACAAAUAUUUUCUUUGGGGUAUUUGGUUAAUUUGGUGGCUGAAGAAAAUGAUGAAUUCAUUGAAGGCUACUUUCCAAAUGGAACUAAGGAUGCAAACUAACUGAAGGUGAAGGUUAUACUCUUCAUCAAUUGGAUUUAUAUCUAAAAUAGUUUGACCUAAUAGGAGGUGAUGAUUAAGGAGCAAGCUAACUUUAAUAAGUUAUUCAACAAAGAGAAGGAAAGAUUGUUAAAGUUAAGUUCAUAUCCAAAUAGAGAUGAAUAUCUGAAAUACUUUUUUGAUCAUUUGGUUCCUCUGUUUGAAAACUUUGUGAAUAAAAUUUAUGCUCAAGAGAAAGCAUAAAGAGAUGACAAUUAUGAUGUGCUAAAGGAAAUAUUGGAAACAAUUGCCAUGAUGUCAGAUGGAAUUUUAUGUCAAUAUCUUACAAAAAACCAAUAUAAUGCAUUGUAUAGAUUGUAUAAGCCAUUUGAAGAGAACACAAAUAGACUAUAAAUGAAUUUCUCAUCAGCCAUCAAAGAUUAGAAUGAUGGCUUAUCGAGCAACAAAAAAUCUGUGUACGAACCUCCUCCUCCUGAGUUUAUGAAGUCUUCUUUGAAGAAGAAUUAAGUCAUGACAAUCUUUAAUAAAAAGGAGAAGUCCUUUUUAACUGAACAAUUUAAGACACCUAAUUCUAAUGAUAAGUCUAAAAUGUCAAGAAAUAAAUUCUCGUAAACCUCAUAGUAAUUAUGGGUCAAUAGACCCAAUUGGUUCUAAUUUUUGGAUAUGUGUGAGUAGAGUUAAGUGUUGUAGGAUAAGAUUAAAGAAGAACUCCACACUUUGGCCAGUGCAAUAUUCCACAUAGACAAACUUGUUUCUGAUAAGAUGAAUACGAGUUAAAGCAAUUCCGUGAAUCUUGAUUUUAAGGGGUUUUUAAAGAAAUACAUAAGAUUCGUGGAAUAAGGGAUCAUCAAUAAAGCAGGGAAAAAGAAUCUCAUCUAUUCAUUAUAGCUAUUGGAGGAAUUGCUGACUAUUAACGAUUUGGAAGAGAUGCAAAAUCUGUUUGAUCAAUAGAAUGCAACGAGAAUGAUAUUGAAUAUAAUAGCAGACUAUAAAAUCUAUCCCUUUGAUGACGAUUUCUUCAACUAACUAUUAAGUUUUGGGUGUAAGCUGCUUGAAGGGGGUAAUCCAAAAGUGCAAAAGACAAUUUUCAACUAUUUUUCAACCUAUAGUAGAUCUGAGAACAUUUUUAGCAAAUUGAACUUGGUUAUCAAUGAUCAUAUAGAAGAAUUGAAUAUUAAGUACAAGAUACAGAAUGAGAUGCAGAAGGAAGAAAAAUAACAGCAAAUAUUGCAAUUAGAUACUGAACCCCAAGUGCCCUAGGAUUAAGUCAAUGAUCACACCUAAGAAAUGCAGUUUAAACAAAAGCUCCGAGAGUCCUUGUUGAUUAAUGUGCUGAGAUUUGUAUAAUUAUUUUGUGAAGGUCACAAUUUGGAUUUAUAGAAUUAUAUAAGAUAGUAAUUUAAUUCAAGAAACAAUUACAACUUAGUUUCUAGUAUAAUUGAAUUGCUUUACAUGUAUCAUUUAGAAUUGACAAAUGAAAAUUAUGAGAACAUCUUGAGGUGCCUGGACACUUUGACAGAGUUUGUUUAAGGGCCUUGCUGCUAAAAUUAGUAGACAAUAAUUGAUAGCAAAUUCCUUGAGGUUGCCAAUUCCUUAUUGGCCACCCAAGCAUCAAAAUCCAAGUCCAAAGAGCACAGUUCAAAAUCAUUCUUUAGUUAAGACGAAUAGAGCAAUUAAAAGAAUAGUUCUUCAAAUUUGUCAGUUGGUAAAAUUAAGUCUGGCAAAUCAUUUAAGAACAAUCGAAUCAAUAUAAAAAAGUAUAUGUUAGAGAGGAUUAAGUACAAGGUGAUGGUGUUGGUCACAAGUUUAUUGGAAUUAAAUUCUGAUAGUUUGGCAAUCAAGAGAAUUAUGAGAUCUUUACCGAUUGAAAUCCUAAAGAAGAAUCUAACCCAAAUUUAUAAGAAGCACAAAAAACUUUAUGGACCAACGUAUACUCAAGAUGCAUUGAAACAUAUUGAUGAAGAUCCAGAAGGUAACACUGAAAAGCCUGAAUUUCAUGAAGCCAUCCUAGAAACAGGGUUUUAUAUAUAUUUCUUAAUUUUAUAUUAUUACGAAUUAGAUACUCAAGAGAUUGAUUAGGAGACAUCUACAGAAUUGCAGAAAGCCAAAAACAGUUUGUUCAACAAAAACCUAUUUAUGGAUUCAUUGAUUGGGCAGUUGUUUACCUUUGCCUUUGCCAUCAUUGGAGGUGUGUUAACAACAAUAAGUCAAGCCAAAAAUUACUUAUAGAAGGCUGUUGAGCGAAUUGGCCAAAAAAUAGAUUCAACUGAAAUUGAUAAGAAAAACUAGAAGCAAAAAGAGAUCAAUCAAGAGAUAUUCAGAGAAACUAUCUAAUUCUUCGCAUAUAAUUCUGCUCAUGUUGAAGUGGUCAGAAACAAUUAAAUAGAAAGAAUCCAAUUCUACAAACCUCCUUAUUGCAAAUAUCUUCCCAAAGAACGAAAGAAGGAGUUCCAUGAGACAGUGAACAGAGAUUCAACUAAUUCCAAAAUAUCUGAUUUGAUAGAAUAAACGGAUAGCAUUAUUGAAGUUUGCAAACAUGAAGAAAAGUUAGCUGUCUUCUUUAGUAAGAACAAAUUUAUAGCAAUAUUUGCUAAUUACGUUAUUUUAUGGAAGGAUUUGGCAUUUAUCCUAACAUUACUAUUAAAUUUAUUCAUCAUUUUAUCGUAUGCUGACAAUGAGAAAACGGGAUAGCAAACAGGAGAUGAAGUUGAAAGCAUUUAAACAAUUAGAAAGAAUAGAAUUAGCAACCCGAUAUUGCUGAAUUCUAAUCUUAGUGUGGAAGAAACAGAAUCAUUGUUUUUCAUCUGUGGUAUAAUAAUGAUUGUAUGCUCGACUUUUGUGGUGCUGUUCUUUUUAUUGAAGAAGGCUCCACUCUACAUUAAAGAAUCAUAUAAGAAAUAAGAUUUAAGUGAAUAUGGAGUUCUGAUCAAUUCUUUGUUUUAGAUUUUUAAUUUUAGUUAUAGCAUUGCGAGAGUGCUUCUGAACAUCGAGAUCCUUUAUUACUUAUCAUAUGGAACCCUAGCAUUUUUAGCCACAUUUUAUCAUCCAUUUUUCUUUGCCUUCCACCUUACGGAAAUAGUCAUACGAUUCCCCUAAUUACGUAAUAUCAUUAAAAGCUUUUGGGAACCAAAAUUGUCAUUAUUACUCACAUUUAUUCUAAUCAUCUUAUUUAAUUACUUUUUCACUUUAUUUGCUUACAUAUUCUUCUAUGAUGAUUAUUCAGGAAAGUGUGAGAGCUUGUUAUAUUGCUUUUUGGAAACUUUUGACAAAGCAUUCAAGAAUAAUGGAGGUAUUGGUGGAUGGCUGGAUUCUAAUUAACCACAGGAUCCUGGAAAUUACAAUUACGGUAGAUUCUUUUUUGAUAAUCUCUACAAUAUAGUGAUUGUGAUCAUCAUGAUCCAGAUAUUCUCAGGAAUCAUUAUUGAUACCUUCUCAUCUUUGAGAGAGAAGUAGAUGCAAAGAGAUUAAGACAUUUAAGAAACCUGCUUUAUUUGUGGAUUCAGCAGAGAGUUGUUUGAUAGAAAAUCUGAAGCUGGUUUUAAAUUGCACACACAGUAUGAACAUUAUAUGUGGAAUUACGUAUUCUAUAUCUCGUAUUUGAAAGAGAAAGAACCCACAGAGUACACAGGAAUUGAAUCUUAUAUUGCGAAGAAACUGAAAAAUUACGAUAAUUCGUGGAUACCUAUAAACAAAGCGAUGGUAUUGAAGAAUAUGGUUUUGGAAUCUCAGCAUUAUGAAACAGAGAAAUUGUAAGAUAUCUAAAGAGAAAUGGACUAUAUCAAGAAAACGUCUUUUGAGAUUUAUAAAGAAAUGGAAGAAUUAAACAUUCAAUUUUUAAAUAAGUAAUUACUAAAUCAAGAAAAAUGAUCAGAUUGAUGUUUAAUUCUUCAUAAUUUAUAUCAUAUAUAUAUUUUAUA
Paramecium tetraurelia is the source of this 8711-nucleotide messenger RNA. RefSeq lists its product as uncharacterized. Gene Ontology annotation, biological process: calcium ion transmembrane transport. The transcript has 4 exons. The record is from RefSeq and is a predicted model, not a curated record. Gene Ontology annotation, molecular function: inositol 1,4,5 trisphosphate binding; inositol 1,4,5-trisphosphate-gated calcium channel activity. NCBI's taxonomy places the organism in Eukaryota, Ciliophora, Oligohymenophorea, Peniculida, Parameciidae. Gene Ontology annotation, cellular component: membrane; endoplasmic reticulum.